AUGGGUAAGAAAGGAAAGGGUACCGGGUCGUUCGGUUCGCGCCGUAACAAGUCGCACACGCUGUGCCGACGAUGCGGGAAGCGAUCGUACCACAUUCAAAAGUCCACGUGCGCGUCCUGCGGCUACCCGUCGGCUCGCGUUCGUAAAUACAACUGGAGCGUGAAGGCGAUCGGGCGCAAGACCACGGGCACCGGCCGCAUGAGAUACCUUAAGACCCUGCCCCGCCGAUUCAAGAACGGGUUCAGAGAAGGCACCGCGGCGACCAAGAAGGCGUAA
Messenger RNA from Ostreococcus tauri, 276 nucleotides. RefSeq names its product Ribosomal protein L37e. Bases 1 to 276 code for a protein of 91 amino acids. NCBI's taxonomy places the organism in Eukaryota, Viridiplantae, Chlorophyta, Mamiellophyceae, Mamiellales, Bathycoccaceae. Gene Ontology annotation, cellular component: ribosome; cytosolic large ribosomal subunit. Gene Ontology annotation, biological process: translation. The record is from RefSeq and is a predicted model, not a curated record. The transcript is spliced from 3 exons. Gene Ontology annotation, molecular function: RNA binding; structural constituent of ribosome.